This is a messenger RNA of Rhopilema esculentum, 2531 nucleotides long. The record is from RefSeq and is a predicted model, not a curated record. NCBI's taxonomy places the organism in Eukaryota, Metazoa, Cnidaria, Scyphozoa, Rhizostomeae, Rhizostomatidae.
UUGGAGGGUUCGGGUUAUCGAUGGCAUUUGUUUAUGAAAGUAUUACGCUAGGUUCUAGGGGAGAAAUAUCAGUUCAAGUUAGGCAAUGUUCGAACUAUUGGAGGGUUCGAGUUAUCGAUGGCAUUUGUAUCUGAAAGUAUUACGCUAGGUUCUAGGGGACGCAAUAUCAGUUCAAGUUAGGCAGUGCUCGAACUAUUGGAGGGUUCGGGUUAUCGAUGGCAUUUGUUUAUGAAAGUAUUACGCUAGGUUCUAGGGGAGAAAUAUCAGUUCAAGUUAGGCAAUGUUCGAACUAUUGGAGGGUUCGAGUUAUCGAUGGCAUUUGUAUCUGAAAGUAUUACGCUAGGUUCUAGGGGACGCAAUAUCAGUUCAAGUUAGGCAAUGUUCGAACUAUCGGAGGGUUCGAGUUAACGAUGGCAUUUGUUUAUGAAAGUAUUACGCUAGGUUCUAGGGGAGAAAUAUCAGUUCAAGUUAGGCAAUGUUCGAACUAUCGGAGGGUUCGAGUUAUCGAUGGCAUUUGUAUCUGAAAGUAUUACGCUAGGUUCUAGGGGACGCAAUAUCAGUUCAAGUUAGGCAAUGUUCGGGUUAUCGGGAGCUCGAGUUAUCGAGUGUUUCCUGUCUUUUCAGAACUAAACUUACAUAAGCAACUUUCAAAGUAUGAUGCAUGUCACUUCCGGUUUUGUCAGAACUUCGCAUGCCAAAAAAAUCUUGAAUUUGCUUCUGGAGAUCAACCAACAAUGAAUAUAAUCCAAAAUGAAAUGCGAUAUGAAGAAAUUGAUAUUUAAAGCUAUUGUAGCAUUAUCUUCAAUCGUUGCCUUGGUCUAACACAGAUGCUUGUGGGUUUCUGUUGGCAAAUAUUUUUCAGGGCUGGCCUAUUAAGAAAUUUUUUUUCAAACAUGAAUAGUAAGGAUGUAGGGCCCAAAGGAAGCUUUACCAGAAAGAAGCUUUUCCAAUGCUUGCUAUGUGCAUCGGCAUUUCUUGUCCAAUUCACAGCGUUUGGAUUUUACCGUGGAUUCGGAUCCAUCUACGUGUCGAUGCAAGAAAAGUUUACAGAAAGUAACGCACUGAUAGCUUGGACCGGCUCCUUGUCAAUAGCUAUGACUUUCCUAUUGACGCCGAUUACCUUCAGAGUCUUCGACCUGGUUGGAUAUAGACUCUCACUGCUUCUUGGAGGAACAUUAAUUGGCCUUUCACUCGUGGCGACAUCAUUUGCAUCCAGUAUUUUCGAAACCUAUUUCACACUUGGGCUUAUGUUUGCGAUAGGACAAAGUUUAUGUUAUUUUGCUCCAUUGCUGAUUUUGCCCCACUAUUUCAAAAGGAAAUUAUCACUGGCCCAUGGAAUAGUGCUUUGCGGAAGCAGCCUCGGAGGACUCGCUCAGGCUCCCGGUCUCGGUUUCAUCUUGCAAAAGUAUGGAUUCAGCAGUGGAAUGCGGCUGUCGAGCGUGACUGCACUGCUUAUAAUAGCAGUCUCUGUGUUAUUUAAGCUGCCUGAGGAGAGUUUUGGGCCUAAUUCUUUGAAGUGCAGGAAGGAGAGAAAGAGAGAAAUAACGAUCAAGACAGAAAUGGAGGAAAUACCUUUACUAAGAAAUUAUGCUUACAUCAUCUUCGUUUUUGCAAUUAUGUUGGUCAGUUUUGGAGUUUUCAUACCAUUUGUGCAUUUGGUACGCCUAGCGAUGGACACAGGAAUAUCAUACUCAAUGGCGGUAUUUCUACCAGGCAUUACCUCUAUUGCUCAAGCAGUUGGUAAUGUAGGCUUCGGCAAGCUUGCCUCUCUCCCGAAUUACAGCAAGAUCUCUCUCUGCAAAUGGGCCACCAUCGUUAUAGGCAUAGUGACAACAUUUGUUCCAAUAUUUACCUCCUUUAUUGGCCUUGCUGCUUAUUCCUUUCUUUUUGGUAUUGCUGAUGGCAGUAUUGCCACAUCUACCAUGCUCAUCAUUAGAGAUUUGAUAACAAAAGAGCAAUUCAAUAGAGGAUACAGUGCAUAUCUUAUCUGCAACUGCAUCGCUAUCCUUGCUGGACCACCGUUUGCAGGCAUGUUCAACCUGUUAUUUGCCUUAAAGAAUCAGGCAUAAUUCGUUUAAAAGUAUAUGUUAAAUUAUUAUCUAUGUACCCAAGUAUAGAGUAAUUUUUUGGAUUAGCUUUAAAAACACAGUAGAAAUAAGUGAAUGAUAUUUAUUGAGUGAUAGGACGAAAGAAAAAUACUGCUUUUAGGAGAAAACUGUUUCAGAAAUUAAGAUUUUAUUUGUUUUUAGGCUGUGUAAAACAGAAAAUUUAAUGUCACAAUUCCAAUCCUCACACUUAAUCCGACUCUUUCUCUGCAUGUCUCCGUGUGUGUAAUUAUAUAAAUUCGUUUUUAUAUAAAUUCAUUUCAGGAUAUUUGUACACGGUUUCAGGAACUUACUCCCUUGUAUUCUUUAUUUCUGGUGGCUUGGCUGCUGUAGGAGGUUUCUUGAUGUUUGCAGUGCAAUAUUUCCAUCCGAAAAAUGAAAGGACUUUUUUUUCCAAUUUAUUGACAAAUGGCUGCAAUACCCAGA